GAUUUUUUGUGACAUGUAGCAAAUUGAAUAGUGAGUUGAAAAAAUGUAUAUGGUGGAGAGCAAAGGAGGGGCCAUAGUAUGCAUGCUAUUUUCUCUGUUUUUCUUAGGAACAUGGCCAGCUGUCAUGACUCUAUUGGAGAGGAGAGGUCGUCUUCCUCAGCACACCUACCUUGACUACACUAUCACUAAUCUCUUAGCUGCUGUUAUUAUUGCUUUCACCUUUGGCCAGAUUGGCACUGAUCACCCAAACUUCUUGUCUCAGCUUUCUCAGGAUAACUUGCCUUCUGUUCUAUUUGCCAUGGCUGGUGGGAUUGUCCUAAGCAUUGGAAAUCUAUCCACUCAAUAUGCUUGGGCUUUUGUUGGUUUAUCAGUUGUUGAAGUUAUCACAUCAAGCAUAACUGUUGUUAUAGGAACAACCUUAAAUUAUUUUUUGGAUGACAAAAUCAACAAAGCUGAGAUUCUUUUUCCAGGAGUUGGUUGCUUUCUGUUAGCAGUUUGUCUUGGCUCUGCUGUUCAUUCAUCUAAUACUGCUGAUAAUCAAACUAAGCUUCAGAAUUAUUCAAGUGAUUACAAAGAUGCAGCUAAGGGCACUAGUUUAUCCACUUUGACAGAAACAGUUGAUUCAAAGGAUCUAGAGAAUGGAAGUGAUCCUACAUACAAAGCAAAAGCAGGAACUGCAGUUUUUCUUAUAGAACUUGAGAAAACAAGAUCCAUUAAGGUGUUUGGGAAGAGCACUUUCAUUGGGUUGAGUAUAACAUUCUUUGCAGGAGUUUGCUUCUCUUUAUUCUCACCAGCAUUUAACUUGGCAACAAAUGACCAAUGGCAUACUUUAAAGAAAGGGGUUCCUCAUUUGAGUGUUUACACAGCCUUUUUCUAUUUUUCAGUCUCUUGUUUUGUUGUUGCCAUAAUUCUAAACAUCAUUUUCCUUUACUACCCUGUCUUAAACUUACCAAAGUCAUCAUUGAAAGCUUAUUUGGGAGAUUGGAAUGGAAGAGGAUGGGCCUUGUUGGCUGGUUUUCUUUGUGGAUUUGGCAAUGGACUUCAGUUUAUGGGAGGUCAAGCUGCUGGAUAUGCUGCAGCUGAUGCUGUUCAAGCACUUCCACUUGUGAGCACUUUUUGGGGCGUAGUUUUGUUUGGAGAGUAUAGAAAAUCAUCAAGAAGAACAUAUACACUUCUUGGUAGCAUGUUGUUUAUGUUUAUUGUAGCAGUGGGUGUGCUCAUGGCAUCAUCUGGGCACAGAAAAUGAUCAAGCAGCCUGAAGGAAAUUGUUCAUAAAACUAGAAAGGUGUUGAAAAAACUGGUUCAGUACUCAAACAUAUGCUAUAUACGACGCUUUAGAUUUAAGACGUGUAUAAUGUCAUGCUUGUGUCAGUGUCGAUAACCAAAAUGACACUGAUAGAUAUAAUUACAUUUGAAAUCAAUCAUUUUCAUUGUCUCAAAUUAUUAGGAUGUAUAUACGUGAAUGUGAUGUUCGUGUCUUUGUUAAUGAUUCAUAUUUGAUACAUGUAAAAUAGAAGACACAUUUAAUGGAAAAUAUACUAACAAGUAAUAGAACGGAGGAGGACUACUUCUUCAGCAA
Cicer arietinum (chickpea) is the source of this 1579-nucleotide messenger RNA. RefSeq names its product ureide permease 1-like. NCBI's taxonomy places the organism in Eukaryota, Viridiplantae, Streptophyta, Magnoliopsida, Fabales, Fabaceae. Gene Ontology annotation, biological process: nitrogen compound transport. Gene Ontology annotation, molecular function: uracil:monoatomic cation symporter activity; allantoin:proton symporter activity. Gene Ontology annotation, cellular component: membrane. The record is from RefSeq and is a predicted model, not a curated record.